Molecule: messenger RNA, 1833 nt
Organism: Exophiala bonariae
Lineage: Eukaryota; Fungi; Ascomycota; Eurotiomycetes; Chaetothyriales; Herpotrichiellaceae
Exons: 1
Coding region: 1-1833 (610 amino acids)
Biological process (GO): dephosphorylation; 7-methylguanosine mRNA capping
Molecular function (GO): mRNA guanylyltransferase activity; protein tyrosine/serine/threonine phosphatase activity
Source: RefSeq, a predicted model, not a curated record
AUGGCCAUUUCCAUCACAUGUGGUGCACUACUUGGUGCUGGGGCCGUAUAUCUGUCCUACUUAUACUUGUCCCUCACCAGUCGUAAUCCGGAUGAGAGCUCCCUGGAGCAAGACCAUCCCUUGCUGAAAGAUCACUUGUCCAUCCGCUCAUACACGACCAAAUAUGCGACCUAUCGUUCUAUCAGAACAUUCUAUCAUGCACAUGUGCACGCAGAGAAGCUUCAGGCAAUUGCAGAUCUACCCCUUCUUGUCUUCAUCCACGGGUUAGGAGGUUCACUGCCUCAAUUUGCGCCUUUGCUCGGGAGUUUGGCAAAUGUUGCGCCAUGCUUUGCCAUUGAGCUGCCCGGUCAUGGCCAUUCGGAAUUCUCGCCAAAGGAAUACGAGGCUUAUACAAUUGAAGCCUUUACUGAGUUGUGGAAAAACGCAAUUCAGGACAUAUGCCGAGAACAUGAGCAUCAGAGGGUGGUCUUUGUGGCCCACAGCUUAGGUUGCUCAAUUGCAGCGAUGCUGUCGACAACCGAAUCGUUCACAAUUCCAAUAGCAGGUAUAGUCGACCUCUGCCCCAAAGCGACUCCUCCUUCGAAAUCCGAAACAGUGAAUGCGAGGAGGUUGUUGUCCCUGCCAGAUGCAGUACUCGAUUUGCUCCGUAUCAUGGACCGACGAGGUGGCAUUGAUUCUCGCAGUGUCAAAAGAAUGGCAGGAGAUGCGGCAGGAAUAGACCUGAGACGAGCGCAACUCAAUUACAACAAGGGCUUCAAAACUCCGGUGUGGAAACGCUCAACCAUAGGGUGUUUACCUCGAUAUAGUGCUUCUGGCGAGGCUGAAGGUGGACUGCCAGGAAAAGACACCUGGGAGAAAAUACAGGUGCCACUAUUCCUGGUCGCCGGUGAGGCAGACACUGUCACCAAGCCGAAGGAAGUCGAGAAGAUCAUUGCAUUCUUACAGAGUCGCAGUGUCGGUGACCACACAACUCUCAUUGCCAACGAAGGACCUAUCCCGUCCUCGGAUGAAUCAUCAUCACUCACACAGCCAGAGUCAUCCGCAAAUGAGCCACGAGCGGACGAUCGCCAAUUUGGAGUCACUCCAUCGACGCGUGAGAUGUCCACCCAUAAUUCAAACAUCAUAAAAACCGCGAUUCUCCCUUCACCAGCCGCUCACGCGCUGAUGUACGACCACUCUACAUACCGGACCGUUGCCGGUCUCAUCGAAGACUUUCUCGCCCGCUACGUCUCGCCACAACUGAGCCUCGGCUGGCAACUCCAACAAUUGACCACGACGGGCAAAUGGGACGUGAAGAACCUCGAAAAAUGGAAGCGAGUCACUCCCGUCUCGGAGCUCAUCGGCACCGGCGGCAUCUUCCGCGCACUGAAGACGCUACGCGAACAGGACGAAGAGCACUCGCCUGGCGAGUUCCUCCAAAAAUGGAGCGACAAAAUCUACGCCGUCAUCGACAUCUCACACGACAGCCCCGUCUACGACACCAAAGCACUGGAGCGCGGCGGCGUCCAGUACCACAAGUUCCCCACCGUCUCCAAAGUCCCACCGACGCCCGUCGAGGUGCAGGAUUUCAUCGCCCUCGUGGACCGGCUGAGGAUUGAGGAGGGUCACGACGGCAAAGCCAUCGGCGUGCACUGCCACUAUGGAUACAAUCGGACAGGGUUCUUCAUCGCUUGUUAUCUGAUCGAGAAGCUAGGGUAUCGACCUCAGGACGCCGUGGAUGAAUUUGCGCGCGCAAAACCCCCGGGCAUUCGGCAUGAUCAUUUCAUAGAUACUUUGUUCAUGCGCUAUCAUGUAGGUUUGAAGAAGGCGCCUACUAUGAAUGGCGCUACAUAA